Asparagus officinalis (garden asparagus) is the source of this 1472-nucleotide messenger RNA. Its product is annotated as zinc finger protein CONSTANS-LIKE 9-like. The record is from RefSeq and is a predicted model, not a curated record. Bases 202 to 1455 code for a protein of 417 amino acids. Lineage: Eukaryota; Viridiplantae; Streptophyta; Magnoliopsida; Asparagales; Asparagaceae. The transcript has 5 exons. Gene Ontology annotation, molecular function: zinc ion binding; protein binding.
UUGUUCUCUGUCUCUCAUCCACAUUUUCUCCUCUCUCUCUCUCUCUCUCUCUCUCUUUAGGGUUUGUAGACGAAGAUAAGGAAGAGAGCUUCAUAGCCCGAAGAUUUCAAGACAUCGGUUGCGGGGUACUGCACUUUGAUGCUGAAUGGUUACUUGAAGUCUUGAAUCAGAAGAGGGAGUAAAAAAGCUUUUAGAGUAAUCAUGGGUUCCCUUUGUGACUACUGUGGGGAACAAAGGUCUAUGGUCUAUUGCCGUUCUGAUGCUGCUUCUUUGUGCUUAUCAUGUGACCGCAAUGUUCAUUCAGCCAACGCUCUCUCUAGGCGCCACUCUCGAACACUUAUAUGUGAUCGAUGUGUUUCACAACCUGCCAUUGUUCGGUGUGUUGAUGAAAAUGUUUCUCUUUGUCACAAUUGUGAUUGGAAUGGGCAUAGUGGGUUGGCCUCAGCUUCUGAGCAUAAGAGGCAGACGAUAAACUGCUAUUCUGGUUGCCCAUCGGCUGCAGAACUUUCUAGAAUAUGGUCUUUUGUGACGGAGUUUCCUCCCGUGGAUGAUUCAACUUGUGAAGAGGGUAUUGGCUUGAUGAGCAUCAAUGAGAACUGUGUCAGUACUUGUUGGGGAGAACCUGGGAGCAGCAGUAAACAAGAUGUAACCAUGAAUGAGCUGGACAAUACGGAUAAAUUCAAUCCUUGGAUUGGGUCAUCUUCUGCAUCUGCAUUGAACCCUCCACCGAGCAGUGCACAACCAGGUGGUUCAGCGGAGUCAACCACACCUAAGCUAUGUGAUUCUGAGAUAAAAGAUCAAGACAUCCGUAAAGGUGGUUUCUAUGAAGAUUUCACAGUGGAUGAUGUUGAGCUGACCUUCCAAAAUUAUGAAGAACUGUUUGGUGGCUCACAUGAUCAGUCAGGCCCGCUCUUUGAUGAUGCUGGAAUUGAUAGCUUCUUUGACUUGAAGGAAAUGUCCGGCACCAAUUCAAACUGCCAGGGAGAAUAUGUUGCAGAGGAGUCAUCAGCGGAGCUUGGAAAAUCCAUACAACCAGCAUGUAGCAAUGCAGUAUCUGCUGAUUCCCUGAUGUCAAACCCAGGAACUAAAGCAGAUCCCGGUGCAUCUUUUCCGGCAAGGAAAGCACAUUCGAGCUUGUCCCUUUCCUUUUCUGGUUUAACUGGUGAGAGCAGCGCAGGAGACUAUCCAGAAAUGUCAUCGAUGCUUCUUACGGGCGAGCCUCCAUGGUGCCCUAGUAACCCUACUGGUCCUGAGGCUUCCUCAUUUUCUGCAGCUAACAGGGACAGUGCUGUUAUGAGAUACAAGGAGAAGAAGAAAAAUCGCAAAUUUGAUAAGAAGAUAAGGUAUGCCUCUCGCAAAGCUAGGGCUGACAUCAGAAGGCGGGUGAAAGGGAGAUUUGUGAAGGCAGGCGAUGCUUAUGAUUAUGAUCCACUCUGCCAAACAAGGAGCUACUAAAAGCAUUUUUAUUCUCA